Numida meleagris (helmeted guineafowl) is the source of this 3838-nucleotide messenger RNA. Its product is annotated as phosphatidylinositol-binding clathrin assembly protein-like. Gene Ontology annotation, biological process: clathrin-dependent endocytosis; synaptic vesicle budding from presynaptic endocytic zone membrane; clathrin coat assembly. Gene Ontology annotation, molecular function: phosphatidylinositol-4,5-bisphosphate binding; SNARE binding; 1-phosphatidylinositol binding. The coding region runs from base 224 to 2068 and encodes 614 amino acids. NCBI's taxonomy places the organism in Eukaryota, Metazoa, Chordata, Aves, Galliformes, Numididae. The transcript is spliced from 18 exons. The record is from RefSeq and is a predicted model, not a curated record. Gene Ontology annotation, cellular component: extrinsic component of presynaptic endocytic zone membrane; clathrin-coated pit; clathrin-coated vesicle.
UGGGAGUGGAAAUGUGAAAGGGAAAGCCUUAGCGCAGCCCGCGGCAGGAGGCACAGCGGAGCCGGCCGCUUUCCUCCGCGCCUCAGCUCGCAGCGAAGGACAGCCGGCCUCACCGCGGACAGCCUCCGCCCUUGGCCGCGGCUGGGGCGCGCGCGGAGCCGGCGAGGACUCCUGCCCGCCGCCCUUCCCCGGAGAGCCGCUCCCGCCGCCCGGCCUCGGCGCGAUGUCGGGGCAGUCGAUCACCGACCGCAUCACGGCGGCGCAGCACAGCGUCACCGGCUCGGCCGUGGCCAAAGCCGUCUGCAAGGCCACGACCCACGAGGUGAUGGGCCCCAAGAAGAAGCACCUGGACUAUCUGAUACAGUGCACAAAUGAAAUGAAUGUGAAUAUUCCGCAGCUGGCAGACACGCUCUUUGAGAGAACUGCAAACAGUAGCUGGGUUGUAGUGUUCAAAGCUCUAAUUACAACACACCACCUCAUGAUGUAUGGAAACGAGCGCUUUAUCCAGUAUCUUGCAUCCCGAAACACAUUGUUCAAUUUAAAUAACUACCUGGACAAAAGUGCCAUGCAGGGCUAUGAUAUGUCUACCUUCAUUAGGCGGUAUAGCAGAUACUUGAAUGAAAAAGCACUUUCAUACAGACUUGUAGCAGUUGACUUCACCAAAAUGAAAAGAGGGGUAGAUGGAGUAAUGAGAACCAUGAAUGCUGAAAAGCUUCUGAAAACCCUUCCGAUCAUACAGAACCAGCACGAUGCGCUCCUUGAUUUUGAUGCAAAUCCAAAUGAACUAACAAAUGGUGUUAUAAAUGCUGCCUUUAUGCUCCUCUUCAAAGAUUCCAUUAGACUUUUUGCAGCAUACAAUGAGGGGAUUAUUAAUCUUUUAGAAAAAUAUUUUGAUAUGAAGAAGAACCAGUGUAAAGAAGGCUUGGAUAUGUACAAGAAGUUCCUAGCCAGAAUGACUAAAUUGUCAGAAUUCCUCAAAGUAGCAGAGCAAGUUGGAAUUGAUCAGGGGGACAUUCCAGAUCUUACUCAGGUCAGUGCACCCAGCAGCUUGCUUGAAGCACUGGAGCAGCAUUUGGCUUCUCUGGAGGGAAAGAAAACUAAAGAAGUCUCUGCUGCCAGCAGAGCUAGUGCUCUAUCCAGUGCUGUUUCCACACUUGCCAACACUGGAAUGUCAUUGAGCAGGAUGGACGAGAAAGAGAAGCAGCAGGCAUUGGAGGAGGAACAAGCUAGACUGCAAGCACUUAAGGAACAGCGAUUAAGAGAGAUUUCUGUAGUAUCAAAUUCUACUUCCACAUCGGCAUCCCCAAGCACCUUAUCAGGAAAAAGUGUGAAUACCGCUGCAGCUGUUGACCUCUUUGCAGUUUCAGCACCCACAACAAAUAGCAUGCCCAACCUCUCUAGCGAUCUUUUUGAUCUUCAGCCUGUGUUUGUUCCGACUGGACAGAAUACUGUAGCUACAGCAGCGUCAGCAGGCAGUGCCUGGGGAGGUUUCCCUCUUCAUUCUGCUCCUCCAAGUACCACCCCUUCAGCAAUCAAUGUGGACUUUGAUGCCGUUUUUGGAGGAAAAUCUACAGCACCGCAGUAUAGGACUGCAAGUGCUUUUAAAUAUCUAGAUGAUGUUUUGCAACCCACAGUACCACCGCAAAGUCAAAGAGCCACCUCAGCCAACCAGCAAAGUGGAAAAAUUUUGGCAAAUGACCUCGAUUCUUCUCUUGCUAAUCUAGUGGGAAAUCUUGGCUUUGGAGGAACUCCAUCCAAAAAGUCAGAUAUGCAGUGGACCCAGCCUGCAGAGAAAAAACUUACUGGUGGAACAAACUGGCAAGCAAAAACAAGCACAUCGACCACAUGGAACCCUGCUCCCUUACCCACUCUGCCACAUAUGGUGCCCGCUCCAAUGGCAUACCCAGUGACUACACCUCAAGUGCCUGUCUAUGGAAUGCAGGUACCUCCUCAGAUUGGAGCUGCUCCCUUGAUGGCACCCCAGUCAGUGAUAUAUACACAGCCCGGUCUAAGGCCUACGAAUCCUUUUGCACCCGUUUCUGGAACUCAGGUGAACUGUUCUUUUUAAAUGAAAGACCCCACUGAAACUUGAGUCUGAGUGAAAGCAACUCAAUGUUCCUUGAAGGGCAACCAAUGUAGUUCUAUGUCUGAAAGUGAGGGGUUCUUCAGUCAGAGGCAUCAGCUUUUGCUGGUGAGAAAGCAAAUUCAGCGGGUGAGAGGACGCAAGUGUAGGAAGGAAAGUAAAAGUCAGAUGUUGUGGUUAGCUGUGCACCAUGUCAAUAUUAGGAAAAAGGGGAAUGGCGAUGGCACGUAGACGUCCUUGGACGUUAGCUGGAUAACCAGUAAGGCUAACCCAAGUAGAGGAACAAGGAAAGGACUGUGUGGUGGGGAGGGAAAAAGGGACGGACGAGCGAUCCUUCAAGCUGAAGGAAUUGUCAUCCAAAGAUGUUGGUCUUAAUGUUCUUCGGGACAAAACCCAACUUGCAGGUAACAGGGCAUGUGUAUAGAUGUAGAAUUCUGAACCUGUGAGUAACUGCGUGCUGUGUAAGCGGCAUUAACACGUAAUCCAUGUUUCACAGAUACAGUUCAUGUAGAGCCACCAAAGCUGCAAGAUGCGAGAACAACCAAAUACUGGUAAUGUGAAAAAAGGAAAUCUUUCUGUGAUUUCUGUAUUCCUGGACAGGGCGACUGUUUCUCCCCUGUACGUCGUAAUGUUGUUUUGAAUUGCAGUGCUUUAGGAAUUCUUGUUGAUUACAGUCACUGCUGUGUAAAAUGGUGUUGUUCACCAAUUUCAAGAUUGCUUGGCAGAAAACUGUUCUCGGAGGUCGAAGGUUGACUCAGAAGGCACAAUCUGGAUUCUUCAGUGCUGAGAAGGUCACACGAUUGCUUUGCAACCUGGUUCAUCAGUGAAUUGUGUUAGGAAAUGAAUGAAGAAUGUCAGCUCUUUAUUUUCUCCAUAAAUGAGGUGGCUGUUGUAACCAAGACACAACUCAAAGCUGAGCAAUAACGUUUUUGUCUACUUUAAGAAAUACUCUGAUAGAGUAAUACCUGUGUUAUCCUAAGGCCAAUAUUGUGUGAAUCAGACAGCUCUGACAUGAGAAUAGCUGAGAGUAAUCUACAGCCUUUAUAACGUGAGUUUUAAAUGCUGUGAAUGAACAAGAUUCCACAUAUUCAGGAACGCAGAGAGUCAAACAAGCAAUUGCACCACUAGGAUGUCAGUGUUACACGGCUAGUUGAAAACACAGCUAGUUGGAAGAGUCAGGCUGUGGCGUGGGCUGCUGUAGGGUACGGGGUACAAGUGUGUUACAGAACAGCAUGGGCAGCCCCCGCCAGGUGACAGCAGGCACACUUCCACUGAGUGUCUUCUCUGCAGAGUUCGUCUUUCACAGCUGAAAGGAGAGUAGAUUCUGCUACAGCAAAUGUAGAUCUCCCCCAGUAGCAGCAAACAGGGGCAAUUCAGGGCUCUGGUUGCUAGCUACAGAAGAGGUAAUCUAUCCCAUUGGAAAGGGCAGGGGGAGGAAACGCCCAAUAAAAAAACCCUUCUUUUUUGAACUAACAGACUUUUUAGAAAGUAAGCUUUGCCAUAAUGCUGGUGUUUCAGAACUGGCAAUUUUACAGAAAUAGUCUCGCUCUGGUGAAUUGCUUGUGCUGCUUUUCUGAAAUAAGAAUCUACUUGCAAACAGUAUAAAAGGAAUUAUUUUUAAAUAUGUAAAUAUGUGCAAACUUGUAAAUAACGUUUUCUUUCAUGCUGCGGUCAUCUUUUUCUUCUGUAUUAUUUUCAAGAAAAAAUGCUUUCUUAAGAAAUAGAGGCUUUUGAAAGGAAUACCUUGUAAAUGAA